Molecule: messenger RNA, 1244 nt
Organism: Eriocheir sinensis (Chinese mitten crab)
Lineage: Eukaryota; Metazoa; Arthropoda; Malacostraca; Decapoda; Varunidae
Product: glycine receptor subunit alpha-2-like
Exons: 8
Coding region: 1-1107 (368 amino acids)
Biological process (GO): chemical synaptic transmission; chloride transmembrane transport; regulation of membrane potential
Cellular component (GO): neuron projection; membrane; synapse
Molecular function (GO): transmembrane signaling receptor activity; neurotransmitter receptor activity; extracellular ligand-gated monoatomic ion channel activity
Source: RefSeq, a predicted model, not a curated record
AUGUGGUUCCCGAGACUCCUCCUCCUCCUCCUCCUCCCACACACUAAUGUUACCACAGGCCUCCUCCUCCCUCCGCAGGACUACCAAGUGGACCUGUACCUCCGUCAGGAGUGGGAGGACGAGCGGCUGCGUCACCCGGACAUCACGCGGCCACUGGACCUCAACGACCCCAACCUGGUAAAGGCCAUCUGGAAGCCCGAGGUCUACUUCCCCAACGCCAAGCUCGCGGAGUUCCAGUUCGUGACGGUCCCCAACGUGCUGGUGCGCCUCAACCCAGACGGCAAGAUACUCUACAUGCUGAGGCUCAAGUUGACAUUCGCCUGCAUGAUGGAGCUCUCCCGCUUUCCUCUGGACGUCCAAGUGUGCACCAUGGAAAUCGGCUCCUUCUCCAAAACCACCCAGGAGCUCAACUUGUCCUGGAAGCACGGCGAGCCCAUCAAGAUCUACCGAGGCCUCAAGAUGCCGCAGUUCAACAUCAUCGACAACGAGACGGACCGGUGCCACGAGGACUUCCAGAUAGGAAACUACAGCUGCCUCCGCGCCCUCAUCACGCUGGAGAGGAACAUUGGCUUCCACCUGGUCCAGAGCUACCUGCCCAGCAUCCUGAUCGUGGUCAUCUCGUGGAUGGGAUUCUGGAUGGACACAGACUCGGUCCCGGCCCGCACCUGUCUGGGCGUCACCACGCUGCUCACCGUCUCCAACCAGGCCUCGGAAACGCAGCUGAAGAUCCCCCAAGUGUCCUACAUAAAGGCUUUGGACAUCUGGAUGGGGGUGUGCACGGCCUUCAUCUUCGCGGCGCUGCUGGAGUUCACGGUGGUCAACUACUACUGGCGGAAGAGAGUGAGCGUGCCGCACCACAACCCCUGCCGCACCAAGACCACCUCAGACAGCUGGAUGGAACUCAUGCCGAACGGACGCUUGGCCGAUCAGACCUCCCAGGCCUCCCCGGCGGCUGAGGCACCGGAGUUCACCAUCAGCCAGGCCGACGCUCGCUUCUACCGCCUGCUGGCCUGCCGCAUAGAUGAAGUGUCCCGCUACCUCUUCCCAGCGGCGUUCCUCAUGUUCAACCUGGCCUACUGGUUUUACUACAUGUCACACCGCCACUAGACGCAAGCGCCCCCAGGCAGGAGGGGCGUGCAGGCGUUGCCCGGCCGCCUCCCCGCGUGUUCCAGGCCGCGCUACUACAUGAGUGUGGCUCCGGAGUGUAGGAAACACGACUCACACACCACAUAGUACUAAAACAA